AUGGCAAAGGAAACCGCAGACUCGGAGAUCAACGAGAUCCUGUCGUUGGAGAGUGUCCGAACACAGGCCCAACAUGUUCUAGAAGCCGCAAGGAACGGCCUCUUGAACCAUUUCGACUUUGAUGAAAGUCGGAUGCCCGAAGUCGCUGAUUUUGUCAUGUCGAUUAUCUCGCGAGACUUUGGCCCAGAUAAGUACGACCAGAUCCCGCCUCAUGGACGAUGGCAGCAGUUCAAUACCGGGAGCCGAGAACGGAUUGGCCCGCUCCUGGAACAAUGGACUGGCCAGGGUUGUGACCAGACCGAGCUCGCACGUCGCAUGGUCGACCUGUUGUUUGUGUCCGUGUUAAUGGAUGCUGGCGCCGGCGAUGUCUGGCAGUUCCGGGAGCCUGGGACCGGGCAGACUUUUGGGAGGAGUGAGGGCAUUGCGCUGGCUACUCUGCACAUGUUCUCGGGUGGGAAAUUCCAAUCACAGGUGGCGGGUGGUCACAUUGUUGACGCUCGUGGUCUCGCCAACAUGAGCGAACAAACAAUGGAGCAGGGAUUCCAGAUUUCGGGUCAGAAUGAGAUGACGGCUUUUUCGUCUCGGGUCACACUACUCAAUCGACUGGGCCAGUCACUACUCAACCUUACUCACAUCUUUGGAGACGCCGGCCGUCCCGGGAAUCUGGUUGACUACCUGCUCGACAACUCGGCCGACGCAAAGGUCCUCGACUUUGCCUUCCUGUGGCAGACAUUACAGCAGCUGCUUCUGCCCGUCUGGCCCGAAACCCGCCCACACAUUUCCGGGCGCCCGAUAGGCGACGCAUGGCCACUGCGAGUGCUUGCGCAGCGCGCCGCUGCCGCCGAAGGGACAGGGAAUCAGCACCCACUGACCGGGCAUAUCCAGCCCUUCCACAAGCUGACCCAGUGGCUCGCGUACUCGCUCAAGGUGCCGUUCGUCCGACUUCUCGAUCUGCGAUGGCGCAACGAGCACCUCAGCACGGGACUCGCAGAGUACCGCAACGGGGGCAUCUUCGUGGACAUUCCCGUGCUGCGCCUGAAGCCCGAGGCGUUGAGACGCGGGCAGGCGCUUUCGAGCCAAAAGCCGCUGCCUCAAUUCGACAACACGGGCGACGAAAUCGUCGAGUGGCGCGCCAUGACGGUCGCGCUGCUGGACGAACUGCACAACAUGCUUCAGGCGCGGUUUAAAGAGAAGAACGUCUCCUUGACGCUGGGCCAGAUGCUCGAGGCCGGCACCUUCAAAGCCGGCCGGGAGCUGGCUGCCAAGUUCAGACCCGCGACCAGAUCCAGCCCGAUCCUGAUAUCCGGGGAUGGAACUCUUUUCUGA
Messenger RNA from Fonsecaea multimorphosa CBS 102226, 1326 nucleotides. RefSeq lists its product as uncharacterized. Bases 1 to 1326 code for a protein of 441 amino acids. The record is from RefSeq and is a predicted model, not a curated record. Lineage: Eukaryota; Fungi; Ascomycota; Eurotiomycetes; Chaetothyriales; Herpotrichiellaceae. The transcript has 4 exons.